GUCCCGGGAAAGCCAAGAUGCUUCGAGGGCCCCUGAAGAAGGAGGACGAGAGGAAACAGUGCAGGCAUUGUCCAGACAGGACACCAUGCAUCUCCUUGGGCCCUUGCUCCUGCUCUUAGAGUACUUGGCUUUCUCUGACUCAAAUUCGUGGAAGGUUGAGCACCCCAACACUCUCUACACCUGGAAGGGGGCCUGCCUCUGGAUUCCCUGCAGCUUCACGAUCCCAAGAAUCAAAAAGUCCCUGGAUAACCUUACCCUGUACCACAAUUACGAGUAUGACAACAUCACCAAGAACUUUAGGGGGACCAUCCUCUAUGACCACCCCAAGGCUGGUGGAGGAAGGGUGCAGUAUGUGGGUGACAGCAAGCGGAACACGGGCACCACCUACAAGCAGAACUGCAGCCUGAGCAUCAACCCAGUGAAGGAAGGCAGUGGCUGGCUGGGGCUGCGGAUGACGUCGGGGACUGACAAGUGGAUGGAGAAGAUGAACCUCAAUGUCUCUGAAAUGCCUCUUUCACCGCACAUUCAGCUCCCUCCGGAAAUCCAGGAGUCCGAGAAAGUCACUCUGACCUGCUCACUGAAUUUUGCCUGCCCUGGGUACCCCAUCCAACUGAAGUGGUCCCUGGAGGAGCCGAAUAUCACCCAGACCACCCAGACCACCCUGACCACCAUGGCCAUCUCCACCCAGAGCCAGCUCAUGUUCCAGGCGCAGUGGACCCACCACAGGAUGAACCUGACCUGCCAGCUUUGGAAUAACACUGACGGGUGGAUACUCUCUGAGGAAAUGGUGCAGCUAGAUGUGAAGCACCGUCCACAGAUCAAGAUCAGUCCCAGAGAAGCCACUGUCAAGGAGGGAGAAAACGUGACCCUGAUGUGCCACAUCAUCAGCAGCCACCCAGAGAGCCGAGGUGUAUCCUGGCAUAAGGACGGGAGCCCACUGUGGCAGAAGGAGUACAACCUAACUCUGUCCAUCGUGACCAGGAAGGAGAGUGGGAAGUACCACUGUGAGGCCCACAAUGCUCUGGGUCCAGGGAAGUCAGAAGAAGUGGUCCUCCAAGUGCAGUAUGCUCCAGAACCUUCCAAGGUUCAGAUCCUCACCUUGCCAGCCAAAGAGGGAAAUUCAGUGGAGAUGACCUGUAUAUCGUUAGCCUUUCCUCCUCCAACAAAUUACACCUGGUAUCACAAUGAGGAGGAAGUGCUGGGCAUGACAGGAAAGAACUUCCAGAUCCCAGAGGUCCUCCUCGAGCAUGCCGGGCAUUAUGCCUGCCUGGCACAGAACAGUCUUGGCUCUGGACAGGUUGGUCAGGAAGCUGAGUUGGACGUACAAUAUUCCCCAAAGGGGGUGACCACGGUGAUUCAAAACCCCACACCAAUUCAAGAAGGACAAGCAGUGACCCUGUCCUGUAAAUACAAUUCCAGUAACCCUGCAGUUAACAGAUAUGAAUGGAGCCCUCGAGUCUCCCGGGAUGAGCCACCCUCUGGGGUGCUGAUGAUUCCGAAAGUUGCCUGGAAUGCCCAGCCAAUCGCCUGCGCAGCCUGUAACCGGUGGUGUACGUGGGCUGCCUCUGUCAACCUGGAUGUCCAGUAUGCCCCCAGGGAUGUCAGGGUCCUGCAGAUCAGCCCCCAUCUUGAGAUUCACUCUGGGCACCGGGUCCUCCUCCGAUGUGACUUCUCAAGCAGCCGCCCCAAAGAAGUCCGCUUCUUCUGGAAGAAAAAUGGAAGCCUGCUGGAGGAAGGGAGAGAACUGAGCUUUGCCUCCAUCUCCCCAGAAGAUGCUGGCGAUUACAGCUGCUCGGUCAGCAACUCCAUAGGGCAGACCACGUCUGAGGCCCGGAGGCUCCACGUGCUGUAUGCACCCAGGGAGCUGCGUGUGUCCAUUGCCCCGAGAGCCGGCGUGGUGGAGGGCGAGAAGGCAGCCCUGGUGUGUCAGAGUGACGCCAACCCUCCCGUCUUCCGGUACACCUGGUUUGACUGGAACAACCAAGACCUGCACCACUCGGCUCAGACACUGAGACUGGAGCCCGUGCAGAUCCAGCACUCGGGUGCUUAUCGGUGCCAGGCCACCAACCAGCUGGGCACAGGCGACUCGGCCCCCAGCACCCUCACCGUCUACUACAGCCCCGAGACCAUCGGCAGGCGAGCGGCCGUGGGGAUCGGGAUCUGCCUGGCCAUCCUCAUCCUGGCCAUCUGGGGGGCCAAGCUUCGCCGAAGCUGGAAGAGGAUUCGGGACCAGCAGGGGCUUCAGGAAAAUUCCAGUGGGCAGAGCUUCUUUGUGAGGAACAAAAAGAUUAGAAGGACGCCCCUCACGGACGGCCCCCACGCCCUGGGAUGUCACAAUCCAGUAAUGGAAGAUGGCGUUAGCUAUGCUGUCCUGAACUUCCCCGUCGGCAGCACGGACACAGCAGGAGCUGGGGGUGCAGGGACCGCAGCCAGUUUCCCAAACAGGGAUGACACGGUCACUUAUUCUGUGGUACAGAAGCGUCACGUGGGCGACUAUGAGAACGUGACUCCAGAGUUUCCAGACGACGAGGGGAUACAUUACUCGGAGCUGAUUCAGUUUGGUGCUGGGACUCGGCCUCUGAUCCAAGAAGAAGUAGACUAUGCGACCCUCAAGCACUGAGGAGCAGAAUCGGCUGUGGUGGGGGUGCCCGAGGCAUUUCUGGAGCUCCUGGAACCCUCAGCCGCACAGCUGAUCAGUUACUCAAUUACCGCCACCCCAGUUGGCGCAGAGAACCCUGUGCGUGUGCCAGAGCCAGACUGCCUCUCAGCAUGUAACCCGACUUCUGACGGGCUUGCCCCUGGUCCAUCUCCUCUCUCCUUCCCACCCAGAAACUCAUCAAAACACCUGCCCUGGGCACUACAGCUCCCUUUGUCCCUCCCCAGCCCCCCGCCACCAUGUGUUCCCCCAACCCUGUCCCCAGCUGGCUGUGUACAAGCUCGGGCUAGCCAUGUCACUAUUCUUUCUUCUUCCCCCUUUCCUCAUCCCUUUGACCCCCAGCCCUGCUCGGAAUCGCCAUUCACAAAUCAUAUGCCCUAUUUCUGCCUCUGUGAUAAAGCCCAGGGGAAGAGGGAACAAAGUGAGGUAGAAAGAGGCACUGGUUUCUCCUGCUGGUUUCUCCUCUAGAAACAAGUCUACGUGUAAGCUGGGCAUUCCAGGGACAGGAUCUGCAGCCCCACCCUCAGGGGUCUUGUCAUCUGAGACAGAGAGCUGCAAAAUAAAAUGGCUCAGCUACA
This is a messenger RNA of Choloepus didactylus (southern two-toed sloth), 3234 nucleotides long. RefSeq names its product CD22 molecule (gene CD22). The transcript is spliced from 15 exons. The coding region runs from base 86 to 2620 and encodes 844 amino acids. NCBI's taxonomy places the organism in Eukaryota, Metazoa, Chordata, Mammalia, Pilosa, Megalonychidae. The record is from RefSeq and is a predicted model, not a curated record.